Paramecium sonneborni is the source of this 915-nucleotide messenger RNA. The record is from the annotation of a GenBank genome assembly. NCBI's taxonomy places the organism in Eukaryota, Ciliophora, Oligohymenophorea, Peniculida, Parameciidae.
AUGAAUUUAGAUAGUGUUCUUGAUGGUAAUUUUGAACUGAAGAGUGUGAUUUAUAAGAAUCAAAUCUGUUAUUGUAAAGAGUCUGAAUUGAUGUUUUAAGCUUAAGAGAUAGCUUCAUCUUUCAAUAGUCAAAAUUUAUUUAAGACUUCAGAUUCAAAAGAAGACUCAAAACCUGAUAUAUUAUUAUCUAAUAAAGUAUAAAAUAAAUCAUUGAAUACAGGAAGAAAUUAAGAAGAUGAAGUAAUUAGUUUGGAAGACGAUGAAGAAGAAGAUAUUAGUGCAAAUAUGCCUUAAUCUAUAGAGUUUAGACUAAUUAGCAAUUUAUCUAAUUUAACUUAAUAAGAUCUUAAUAUUGUUGUAUAACCAAUUAACAUUUAUGAAAAAAAUGAAUAUUAACCUAAAUCUAAUAAUAGAAUUCAAUAAUCUAUGCAUAUCAGAAGUUUAAGAUAAAUUGCAUUGAAAGAUAGUAGAUUAGACAGAAAAGCAGUGAAUAUUAAUGAGAUGAUUUAAUCAAUUAAUAAUAAAGACAAAAACAGUUUAGCAUUAUUACAAUUAUGUUUAAAUUAAGUGUCAUAUACAAAGUUAUUAUAUUCAUCAACAGGAGAAGAGAAGAUUAAGAAUACUCAUGUAAAUGGUUUGGAUGAGAAACAAAUCUAAAUUGCCAAGUCCUUUGGUUAUGAAUUUGUAUGUGUUAAUAAAAUUUAGUAAUUCAUUAUCUUUAAUUUAGAAAUACACUUACUUACAUUAUUUAAUAGAAUCUUCAAAUAUGUACAUUCAAGUUAAUUGAUAUGUAGAUGCAUAGUCAUCAUUAAAGACUAUAUAUGUUGUUUGAACUUGAUUCUGAGUAUGAACAAUUUCUUAAUUUCCCAUACAUUCUAUUCAUAAGAGAAUCUAAUAAUAAAAUCCCUGAAAUGA